AUGGCCGUUGUGGGCUCUGGUCCUGCCGGCUUCUACACGGCUCACAGGGUCAUGACAAAACUCCCAAAUGCCUAUGUUGAUAUGUACGAGGCGCUGCCGGUUCCAUUUGGUCUGGUUCGCCACGGUGUUGCUCCUGAUCAUCCUGAGGUAAAAAACUGUCAAGAGAAGUUCGAGAACAUUGCAUCAUCGCCGAGGUUCAGGUUCAUAGGGAAUGUCUCCGUGGGUCUUUCCACUCCCGUCAAGGAGCAAGGAGUAGUCAAACUAAGAUCUUUGAUGCACCACUAUGAUUCCGUGCUAUUGGCGUAUGGAGCAUCUGAAGAUAAAAGGCUCGAGAUUCCAGGAGAGUCAACUUUAAAUGGCAUAUAUUCAGCUCGUCGAUUCGUGGGCUGGUACAAUGGCUUACCUGAAUGUUCGAAUCUCGAUCCAGCACUUGUAAAUGCGCGAGAGGCCGUAAUCAUUGGUCAGGGUAACGUUGCCCUCGACGUGGCUAGGAUUCUUUUGGAAGAUAUAGACGUCCUUAAAAACACGGAUAUCACGGAGCAUGCUCUGGCAAUAUUGUCUCGAAGUAGGGUUAAGAGAGUCCACGUCGUUGGCAGAAGAGGGCCAAUGCAGGCCGCCUUUACAAUCAAAGAAGUUCGUGAGCUUAUGAACUUGCCUAGUGUGGCAUUUCAUCCAGUUGAUCGAUCUUUGAUACCGAUGAAUUUGAAUUUGCUGCCACGAGCAUCUAAGCGUCUGAUGGAGGUCAUCUUAAAAGGAUCAGAAGCUCUCAUGGGGCGUGCACGUAAAUCUUGGUCCCUUGACAACUGCCUGGCUCCCAGUCGUUUUUUGGGAAGCAUUCAAUCUCCAAAUGAUGUGGCAAGCACCGAGUUCAAUGUCAUGAAAUUAACUGACACAUUUAGCCCUUCAUCUAAGACCAUCGCAACCAGUCAAACAUUACAGCUACCGUCUGAGGUUGUGUUUCGGUCAGUGGGGUACAAGUCUGUUGCCCUUCCUGAGUUUACGGCCAUGGGAAUCCAGUUCGACGAGUCCCGAGGGAUAGUCAACAAUGACGGCCUAGGUCGGGCAACACGGGUAUUGCCUACUGACCAGCAGACUUCAACCCAUCGACAGGUCCCCGGAGUUUAUUGUGCGGGGUGGGUUAAAAGAGGUCCGACUGGAGUUAUUGCUUCAACUAUGCAGGAUGCCUUCACUACUGCAGAGGCGAUAAUACAGGAUUGGAUUUCCGGCGCAGAGUUCCUCAAAUCGAAAGAGGGCACAGCUGCGCAGGGUUGGGAAGGUGUGCGGCAAGACGAGGGCUCCCAUACAAAACACUCAGUGUCAUGGGACCAGUGGUUGCAAAUAGACAGAGCCGAAAGACACCGCGGAAUGGAGCUCGGGAAGCAACGGGCAAAAUUUACAAGCGCUCGAGACAUGCUUUCUGUAAUUCGCUAA
This is a messenger RNA of Metarhizium album ARSEF 1941, 1431 nucleotides long. Its product is annotated as NADPH-adrenodoxin reductase Arh1. The coding region runs from base 1 to 1431 and encodes 476 amino acids. The record is from RefSeq and is a predicted model, not a curated record. Gene Ontology annotation, cellular component: mitochondrion. The transcript is spliced from 3 exons. Gene Ontology annotation, biological process: ubiquinone biosynthetic process. Lineage: Eukaryota; Fungi; Ascomycota; Sordariomycetes; Hypocreales; Clavicipitaceae.